AGAUACACAAGUGAUAUAGUUCUGUUUGGUGAAAACGCUGACAAAAUGUAGCCUACUGACCACCUUAAGCAACAGUGCAAGCAUGUUUGGAAUGGGGUCCUCUCCCUCCGAAUUUAUGAUAUUACCUCAGGAUUGGCUUGAGUCAUCGCCUAAAUUGAUGCUCCACUUAUAUUAAAAGUCUCGUCAGUACUGAUGCUACAGUGUGACGAGAUCUCGGCACAAAUUCAGAUAGCUCGAUUAGCUUUUGUCAACUUGUGUCACUUGUAGCAUAAGUGAGAUAUUCGUCUAACAACUAAAGGGCGAGUUUACUGUGCAGCAGUUUGUUGUGUUCUCCUUUAUGAGUAUGGGUUCAUCCAUUCUUUGUUUCCCCGAGAAAUUCUAAGUCCAUAACUUUUUUUAUUCUGUCAAUUUAUAUUUACUUUUCGAGUCGUACACUCGAUGCCUGAUCUUUCCUAAUACCUCUGAUACUGUUAAUACAUCUACUACCCCUGGGAUUUGGCCUGACGACUUCAUCUCUCUGUGUUAAUGGGAUAUAGCAACUUUAACCGAUGUACAUAAGCAUAGGUUCUACGUUGUGCAUAACUGACGAUGAAGAUAUCACACCAUCAUACUAACGAUCUGUCAAGUGUAGGAUAGUCAGUUUUGAAGGAAAAAAUAACAACAUAACAAAAGACAUAGGGUCAAUAAAUUGUAUGGUAGAAAGCAUCUCGAAACAUCUACAAUUGAGUGACAGGAUAAAGGAAAACAUAACAUAGCCGCAAUGACGGACUAAGAUACUGUUCGAUGAAUUAAACACGUGAAGUUUAUUCCCAGCGGCUCCCGUUCUAUAUUUUAACAUCCAUAGAUAAUAGCCUAUUAAUCAGAACUAUAAAAAAGUGGGGAAGAUACGUGAAAUAAACUCGUUUCUCUCCUUUGCGUCAGAUACUCUGUCUAUUACGCAGGACACCAACACAACUCUGAUCAAGAACAGGUGACUGACUUGACCAGCAUGUGAAUAUAUUUCAACAACUGAUUAUCAUAUAAUUUAAGGUAGGGAAAUAUAUGUAACACAUCAAACACCUGUCAGACUAUCUACUAGCGUGACAUCCAAUCGUUAUUUUGCUCGCCCACAUAUCAAUAUGUUCUCAUUGGCAAUUAUUAAUACUUCGAGUAACUAUUGAAUAGACUAGCUCCAUUGAAUCCACUGGACAGCGAAGCAGCACACAUAGACCUUCCUGUAGAUAUCACUCCACCAACGAUCGAAGAAAUCAGGAAGGCUAUCAGAUAAAUCAAGAGCGGGAAAGCAGCAGGAAGUCAGACAUUGGAGUAACUGAAAACAUGCUUCACCUUCUAUUCAAGAAGAUUCGGAAAAACUGCAGAUGGACUAGAAAAAAGGACAACUCAUAAAGACACCAAAGAAAGGAGAUCUGAGUAAAUGUGGAGUCUACAGCGACAUCACACUACUGGCAGUACCAGGCCAAGCUUUCAACGUAGUGUUGCUGAGCCGGAUGAAAGACACAGAUAACCUGGACCUUCUAUCCCAUGCACACGAACAAAUGCAAGUGAAAACAACUAGUGUAGCAGCAGCCUCUGCAUCAGUAGACCUCAACAUACACAAGGGGAAAUGCAAGAUCCCUAAAUACAACACGACGAACACCAACCCAAUCACACCUGAUGGAGAAAUUCUGCAAGAAGUUGAAACUUUCACGUAUCUGGUCAGCAUCAUCGACGAACGUGGAGAAUUGGACGCAGACGUAAAGGCGAGGAUUGGCAAAGCAAGGGCCGCAUUCCUACAAUUGAAGAACAUAUGGAACUCAAAACAACUUUCAACCAAUAUCAAAGUGAGGAUCCUCAAUACGAACGUCAAGGCAGUUCUACUGUACGGAGCUGAAACUUGGAGAACUACAACAACUACCAUCAAGAAGGUAAAAGUAUUUAUAAAUGGUUGUCCACGCAAGAUACUCAACAUCCAUUGGCCGGAUACCAUCAGCAACAACAUUCUGUGGGUGAGGACAAACCAGCAUCCAACUGAAGAGGAAAUUAGGAAAAGACUUUGGAGGUUGAUACGGCAUACAUUGCGGAAAUCACCAAACUCCAUCACAAGGCAAGCACUAACUUGAAAUCCUGAAGGGAAACGGAAAAGAGAAAGGUCGAAGAACACACUACGUCGGAAAUCGGAAGCAGAUAUGAAAAGGAUUGCUCAGGACAGGGUCCGAUGUAAAGUACUAGUGUGUGGCCUAUGCUCUCGCACGAGGAGUAACAGGCGUAAGUAAGUACCUGGUCACAAUAAAAGGUAGUCCUAACCACUAAACUGAAUUUGUCAUUUACUGAUAGCAAGUCGUAGAAUGUAUAUGCUAUAUCACUCACGUGAUGAAUAGUGGCUAUUGUUACCAACAUAGGCAAGAUCAUAACGAGAUAACGCCUAGUCUUGUUCAUAGAACGAGUAUCACUAUUGUCCCUCUAGAAAUUUGAGUUAUACUCUAUUAUUUGAAAGGUAAACAUAUUACCAUUAUAUCUCUCCGAUACUUGCCAUUAUUUUGGAUAUACAUGAUUAAAGACUCAUAUUUAGAAAGUAAGUGAAUUUUUAUUUACCUGGUUUUAGUAUGGAAAGUAGGUUGAUCAGCCAUGAGAUCAAUAGGAAGAUUUACGACCUCAUCAAACCUUGUUUGGGAAGUCAAUGGUUUUUACGUUUUGUCAAUAUCAUGAUGAUAGUACCCUAUCAAAUUAGUUUCCAUACUACUACUUAAUGAAAAUUGUUAUUUUAAGCGUAUUUAGAUAGAUGAAUACAAGG
Molecule: messenger RNA, 2770 nt
Organism: Schistosoma haematobium
Lineage: Eukaryota; Metazoa; Platyhelminthes; Trematoda; Strigeidida; Schistosomatidae
Product: Laminin subunit gamma-1
Exons: 4
Coding region: 1488-2099 (203 amino acids)
Source: RefSeq, a predicted model, not a curated record